CGUCGACCUUCACUAGCUUGAGCCUGCUACCUCACAACACCGACGGUGGCAGCGAAUUGCCUUGUCAAUCCGAUCCGAGACACCCCCUGAGCUCCGCAAGGUGUGCCGACCAUGCUGGCGAGGUCCUGCCUGCGCUCGACGCGCGCAUUCGCCGGCGCGAGAAAUGGCGCCGUGCAAAUUACCAAGCGUGCCGCGUCUUCUUCGAGCUCCGGGUCUGCUGCCGAGUCCCCGUUCCGGUUGAAUAUCGCUGCCGCCGCCGCUACCACUGUCGCCGCCGGCUCAAUUGCGUGGUACUACCAUCUCUAUGGACCUACCGCGGACGCCAUGACUCCGGCAGAAGAAGGGUUGCACCCGACCAAGUAUCCGUGGGUCCAUGAGCAGUGGUUCAAGACCUUCGACCACCAGGCUCUUCGAAGAGGCUUCCAAGUUUACAGGGAAGUCUGCGCGUCGUGCCACUCGCUCAGCAGGGUGCCGUACCGCGCUCUUGUCGGCACUAUCCUGACCGUCGACGAGGCCAAGGCGCUGGCUGAGGAGAACGAGUACGAUACCGAGCCCAACGAGCAGGGCGAGAUCGAGAAGCGCCCCGGCAAGCUGUCCGACUACCUUCCGGCGCCUUACAAGAACGACGAGGCUGCCCGCUUCGCCAACAACGGUGCCCUUCCUCCCGACCUGAGCUUGAUGGUCAAGGCCCGGCAUGGCGGCUGCGACUACAUCUUCUCCCUCCUGACCGGCUACCCCGACGAGCCGCCUGCUGGUGCCCAGGUCGGUGCUGGUCUGAACUUCAACCCUUAUUUCCCCGGUACCGGCAUUGCCAUGGCUCGCGUUUUGUACGAUGGCCUAGUCGAGUACGAGGACGGCACGCCGGCCUCGACUUCCCAGAUGGCCAAGGAUGUUGUUGAGUUCCUGAACUGGGCCGCCGAGCCCGAGAUGGACGACCGGAAGCGCAUGGGGAUGAAGGUACUGGUUGUCACCUCAGUUCUCUUCGCGAUUUCCGUCUGGGUUAAGCGGUACAAGUGGGCAUGGCUCAAGUCGAGGAAGAUUGUCUACGACCCGCCCAAGACGAAUGAGAUCACCCCGCGUCGCUAAGUGUCAAAGUCGAGGCCAGGAUAUCCCAGGGCUUGGCCUUUGUUUGUAUGUACCAUAUACUGCUAGGCUUCUCCUCGUUCCUCUAUAAGGCCUGAACCAAAAGGGUGGGGGGGAGUGAAAGGUUCUCGAGCGAUGAGAAGGGGGCAGGGUGGGUAGAGCGGAGUGUGAGGAUUGUAAAUCAAAUUCGCUGGUCUCAAUCUAGACAUUUUCCUUGUUAUUCAGAAGGUUAAUCCUUGCCACUUGUUCGAGAUAAUCGAGCGCCUUGUUUGACUUGUACUGUACAUACAUCUUUUGGCAGCACCGCUUAAUAAGUGGCCAAGCACAUUUGCGCAUCACAUCCAUCGC
Messenger RNA from Chaetomium strumarium, 1431 nucleotides. Its product is annotated as cytochrome C1 family-domain-containing protein. The record is from RefSeq and is a predicted model, not a curated record. The coding region runs from base 112 to 1086 and encodes 324 amino acids. Gene Ontology annotation, biological process: mitochondrial electron transport, ubiquinol to cytochrome c. Gene Ontology annotation, molecular function: electron transfer activity; heme binding. The transcript is spliced from 4 exons. NCBI's taxonomy places the organism in Eukaryota, Fungi, Ascomycota, Sordariomycetes, Sordariales, Chaetomiaceae.